CCGGCGGGCGCGGAGCAGCGCCCCGGGCCCCCCUCGCCGCUGCGCCUUUAACGCGGCGACUCCGCCGCCGCCGCCUCCCAGCUCGGGGCCCGGCGGCGGCGCAGCGAAGAUGGCGGAGUCCGGCGGGGCCGAGUUCGCCGCGGAGCGGCCGAGCAGCAUGGCUGACAAGAACAGCACCCUGAAAUGCACGUUCUCUGCUCCUGGCCACAGCACCACUCUACUGCAGGGACUGGCCUCGCUCCGAGCUCAGGCUCAGCUGCUUGAUGUCAUCCUCACUAUAAAUAAUGAAGUGUUUCAGGUUCAUAAAGUUGUCUUGGCUGCCUGCAGUGACUAUUUCAGGGCAAUGUUCACAGGCGGGAUGCGAGAAGCCAGCCAAGAUGUGAUCGAACUGAAAGGUGUAUCUGCAAAAGGACUGAAACACAUAAUAGACUUUGCGUACAGUGCUGAAGUGACUCUUGAUCUUGACUGCAUUCAGGAUGUGCUGGGAGCUGCUGUCUUCCUCCAGAUGGUGCCUGUCGUGGAGCUCUGCGAAGAAUUUCUGAAGUCUGCCAUGAGCGUAGAAACGUGUCUCAACAUUGGGCAGAUGGCCACCACCUUCAGCCUCGCAUCCUUGAAGGAAUCGGUGGACGCCUUCACCUUUCGGCAUUUCCUCCAGAUCUCCGAGGAGGAGGAUUUCCUCCACCUGCCUCUGGAGCGCCUCGUUUUCUUCUUGCAGAGCAAUAAGCUGAAAAGCUGCAGCGAGAUAGACCUCUUCCGUGCUGCCGUCCGCUGGCUGCAGUACGACCCCGCGCGCCGUGCCAACGCCAGCCAGGUGCUCUGCCACAUCCGCUUCCCGCUCAUGAAGUCCUCGGAGCUGGUGGACAGCGUUCAGACCUUGGACAUCAUGGUGGAGGACGUCCUGUGCCGGCAGUAUUUGCUGGAGGCCUUCAAUUACCAGAUCCUGCCCUUUCGCCAGCACGAGAUGCAGUCCCCGCGCACCACCAUCCGCUCGGACGUCCUGUCCCUCGUCACCUUCGGCGGCACCCCCUACACCGACAACGACCGCACCGUGAGCUGCAAGGUGUACUACCUGCCGGAUGCCACCGUGCGCCAGUUCAAGGAGCUGACGGAGAUGGAGGUGGGCAGCAGCCACUCCUGCGUGGCCGUGCUCGACAACUUCGUCUACAUCGUCGGAGGGCAGCACCUGCAGUACCGGAGCGGCGAGGGAGCCGUCGAUAUCUGCUACAGGUACGAUCCGCACCUGAACCAGUGGCUGCGCAUCCAGGCCAUGCAGGAGAGCAGGAUCCAGUUCCAGCUCAACGUCCUCCACGGCAUGGUGUACGCCACCGGCGGGAGGAACCGCUCGGGGAGCUUGGCCUCCGUCGAGAAGUAUUGCCCCAAAAAUAACGAGUGGACUUACGUGUGCUCCCUGAAGCGCAGGACGUGGGGGCACGCUGGAGCCACGGUAGGAGACAAAUUGUACAUCUCGGGUGGGUACGGGAUUUCGGUGGAGGACAAAAAAGCCCUGCACUGCUACGACCCGGCCGUGGAUCAGUGGGAGUUUAAGACCCCCAUGAACGAACCCAGAGUCCUGCAUGCCAUGGUGAGUGCAAAUAAUAGGAUUUACGCUCUGGGAGGCCGCAUGGACCACGUUGACCGUUGUUUCGAUGUUUUGGCCGUGGAAUAUUACGUGCCCGAAACAGACCAAUGGACAACGGUGAGCCCGAUGCGCGCGGGUCAGUCGGAAGCUGGCUGUUGUUUACUAGAAAAAAAGAUUUAUAUCGUAGGAGGGUACAAUUGGCAUCUGAACAAUGUGACGAGCAUUGUGCAGGUGUACAACACAGAAACUGAUGAGUGGGAAAGAGACCUACAUUUUCCAGAAUCUUUCGCUGGGAUAGCAUGUGCUCCCGUGAUACUGCCACAGGUAACGACCCAGAGAUAACUACACGUGACUGCGUCGGCCUGCGAAAUCAGCCCGUGUUGCAUGUUACCAGGAUGCCGUGUUGUUUCUUUGUUGUUUGCAAAUGGUAUUGUGCAUUUUGUGGGUGAGGGAAAGAGAAAAAUAGCUUGCGUUCCCUCCUCCAUAAAGUCCCUCCUCCUCUUGUGUAGUGUUCUGGCAAGCGUGCUUCAUCAGAAGCACUUGUCAGCUAGUUAGACUUAACAGAUGUUACAGCUGGAAAAAGCUUUUCUCUUUUUUUUUUUCAUUUUCUGAAAGCGGGUGGGGGGGGGAGUGCAUUUUGCCAACUUUCCAUAUUUUGAACAAUGUUACACGCUGCAAACACUGACAGCUCAGGAGUAACUAAGUACUGUGGUAUGUUUAAAAGAGUUCAGGUGUGAUUUUUAUCAAUCGCUCCAAACAUCAUUGUUAUGUCAACCUGUUGUUUUCUAGCAAACAAGAACCAAAACCUGUAUAACAUACUGACCUCCAGAAGCAAUAAAGGGACAGUGGGAGCUACAAGAGCUCAGGUGCUUGGAUUACGAAAGCAGAUUCUUGCUUUUCAAAGGUGACUCGCUCUAUUUCCCCCGUCCGAAAGGGGGAAUGCUUAUCCCUGCACACCUCUGGUCUCCACUGGGUCUUCGUUGUUUGGAUCACACUGCACUUCCAGAUCCCCUCCUCACCCCUCCAGGCAGCAGCAUGAUAUUCCUGUCCAGAAGUUCUCCCUUCACUGGGGCGUCCGCAGCACUAAAGCCAUGUUGAUAACUUGAUGACGUGUAAAUGGGCAUGAUUUUUUAGAACUGCCAACGACCCGGUUGGCUUCACUGGCAAUAAGAGCUCAGCAGCUGUUCAUCCGGGCUGGAGCAGGGAGCACCCAGGGUUUCUGUUCUGGGGCCCUGCUGCCUUCGCCUUUCGGAUCGCUCCACCUGCACACAUCAUCCAAACUCUUUGCACAGUAAAGGAGGUGGGUGCUACUUGCUCACGUGCUUGAAGGUUUUCUCCCUUGACGUGUAAAUAAGAUUCCGGGCAUCAUAAUAUGAUGGAAGUCUACGUGGAAUGUGUUUUGUUGCCAGUGAGUAUUUUAAAUUAAGAGGUUCAUGUUAAGGUGGCUCUGUUGUUUUUGUAAGAUCUGUGUUUACUGCACAGAAUACUGUUACUUCCUGAACUUUCCUUUCCUCCAAGCCAUUUUUCUAAUUAAUUUGACUGAUUAAUGAACUGAAAGUUUCUCCUUUUAUCAGGUAUUCUGUUUCAAGGGCUUUGUUUUGUAUCUGUAUAAGUUUGAUUUUGAUGUAUGCAGCCUUCUUUUUAGAGACACUGUUGCAUUCUGCUGUUAAAUAAAUGCUCUGCUGUAACCUUUAGAGACAAUAUAUAAUGUCUGUUUUGCUGAUGAAUCAUUCAUCAGGUCUGUGUAAAGCAUGAACCCCAUACCUCAGAUUCACUGAAAGAUAUUUUUCUCUAAUAAUUAAAUCCAAGCACCUUUGGGUAUGAUACGGUGAGGGCACAUGCUCCUCAGUUAAGCUCUGCAUUCUGAAUUUUAGUUAAAAUGGUGCACAGUUUCAUCUGUUUCUAUCUAUUUGCUGGUUUGCCAAUAAUAAAUUGAUGAAAAGUG
Oxyura jamaicensis (ruddy duck) is the source of this 3524-nucleotide messenger RNA. RefSeq names its product kelch like family member 26 (gene KLHL26). Lineage: Eukaryota; Metazoa; Chordata; Aves; Anseriformes; Anatidae. Gene Ontology annotation, molecular function: protein binding. The transcript has 3 exons. The coding region runs from base 110 to 1921 and encodes 603 amino acids. The record is from RefSeq and is a predicted model, not a curated record.